UCGCCCCAAGAGCAGCAAUUCAUUCACUCACUGACGAAGAAUCAGUGUGUGUCCUGUGUUGUUCCCACCUCCAAGUCCGUCCCUCCUCUGAAGGUCUCUCUCUGCCUUUCCCUCCAGAGAGAGAAAGAGACAGAGACGAUGCUUAGAGGCUCGUGCAAGACGUUAUAUCGAGCGUACGCGUGAAACCGACAUGAGAUGCACUGCAAAAUCGGUCUGGAUUCAGAGGAAAUGACCUGAGCUGUGAACGACCAGAAGAUGAUGGUGAUGAUGGAGAAUAUCGGUGCGAUUCGGCUUUACCUCAUGAAAUGCAUCUGUCUACGCUGGGCUUGGGUCUGUGUGGCUGCCUGUGGUGGUAAAGUGGAGUUACACACCGAGAGGAGAGGAAUGAUCUACAGCCCAUCAUGGCCCCUCAACUACCCGCCCGGAGUGAACUGCAGCUGGAAUAUACAGGGAAGCCGCGGAGAUGUGAUCACAAUCAGUUUUCACAGCUUUGAUGUGGAGGACACGGGGGACUGCAGGGGCGACUGGCUGCUGCUCGGCCCCACAUGGAAAGCUGAGGAUCGGUUCUGUGGCUCUCUGCUUCCUCCUCCCUUCAUCUCCUCCAGAGGACAGGUCUGGGUCUACUUCCACUCUCAGGCUAACAGCUCUGGACAGACACAAGGCUUCAGACUAUCUUACAUACGAGGUCGACUGGGUCAGAGUAGUUGUGAAAACGAUGAAUAUUUAUGUGGAAAUGGUAAGUGCGUUCCCCAUUCCUGGCGCUGUAAUGGAUUGGACGAGUGUGGAGACAAUACAGACGAGAGGAGCUGUGCUGCCCCACCAACAUCUGCUCGGGUCAGUCUGUGUCCGCCUGGGACCGUGCAGUGCUCUGAUAUCCAAUCUACCCGCUGUCUGCCGGUGUCUCUGCGUUGUAAUGGAGCCCGGGACUGUCCUGACGGAUCCGACGAGGCACACUGUCCCGACACGUCUUGUGGAAAACACUUAGUCAACUUCUAUGGGACAUUUGCCUCACCUGAUUUUUUCCGUCCAAACAGGAGCGCUGGGACAGUACUUCACUGCACAUGGUUCCUAGACACACAAGACCCAAAGCCACUGGUGCUGCAGGUGGACCUCCAGCUGGGUGUGGGAGACUCUGUCCGUGUUUACGAUGGAUUGGGAGAGCGUGCGGAACAUCUUCUGCAGAGUCUCUCUCACCAUAAUAACCACAGACGAGCCCUGCUGGAGUCAUCCCAGGGACAGAUGAGCAUCUUCUACCACGCCAAACCGCACAGCCCUGGACACGGAUUCAACGCCACCUACCAGGUUAAAGGGUACUGCUUUCCAGGUGAGCAUCCAUGUGGCACAGACGAGGGCUGUUACUCGGAGCUGCAGCGCUGUGACGGCUACUGGCACUGCCCCGGGGGGCGAGAUGAGGAGGACUGCCCGCUGUGUCAGCCAGGAGAGUAUCCCUGCGAGGGUGGCAGCGGAGCAUGUUACUCAGCUUCUGAGAGGUGUAACAACCAGAAGAAGUGCCCCGACGGCUCAGAUGAGAAAAACUGCUUUGAUUGCCAUCCUGGAAACUUCCACUGUGGAACCAACCUGUGCAUCUUUGAGACGUGGCGCUGCGAUGGGCAGGAGGACUGUCUCGACGGCAGCGAUGAAAGAGACUGUCUUGCAUCCGUGCCCAGGAAGGUGAUCACAGCGGCUCUGAUUGGCAGCUUGGUCUGUGGGCUUCUGCUGGUCAUCGCACUGGGUUGUGCCUUUAAACUCUACUCGCUCAGGACAAGAGAGUACAGAGCUUUUGAAACCCAGAUGACCCGACUAGAGGCGGAGUUUGUUCAGAGGGAGGCUCCACCCUCCUAUGGUCAGCUGAUAUCUCAAGGUCUCAUUCCUCCAGUGGACGACUUCCCAGUAUACAACCCAACACAGGCUUCUGUUCUGCAGAACCUCCGUUCAGCUAUGCGAAGGCAGAUUCGUCGUCACUCUUCUCGUCGUUCCUCGUCACGGCGGCGAGUUGGUCGUCUGUGGAAUCGCCUGUUCCAUCGUGGCUCUCGGGUCCGGGGUCAGAUACCUCUCCUCACGCCUCCAGGCCACACGCACACAAACACACACCCCGAUCUGAGCCUCCACAGCUACAACACGACAGAUGAUGGCAUGGAGGAGUCACGUGAGAGUGCGGGACAUACUCCGCCAUCCUGUUCGACGGUGGCGCUGGGACUGGCCCUGCAGGCUCACACCGAGGCCUUCUGCAUUCGUGACAGACAGUCUCUGACCUCUCCCCUCUCUUUGCCCUCCCCUACCUCACCCCGCUCCACCUCCGACACUCUGGAGGACGAAGAUGAUGAAGAUGACAGAGGUUCAGAGUGGAUGAGAAUGAAAUCCAAACAGGGCAUUUCACCGAAACAUAAAGAUGACAACAAUCCUCCUGGACCCCCUGAUAGCCCCAAACGCAGCACAAGCCGGUCGAGAUCCUCCAGACGGCUGGUGCAAGAGCUGGCUGCAGAACUCAGAGGAGUCUCUCUCCUGCGCUACACCUCUGUGGGCAUCUCGCCGCUUUCCUCCCCUGAGUCACCGUCGUCCUCCAGCGGUCAGUCUGAGGAGCAGAGAAGCUUUCCUACAUUCAGAAAACCACAUAUGGACGCCCGCACAGACUCGCUCACAGAUGCGCACGGACACACCAGGAAAUCUUCAGAAACAGAAGAGGUUCCUGGUGACUGUGUCAGGCUUUGCAGACUCACAACUAGCGAGGAAGAGGAUGAUGAGAUUCUGUUAGUGCACUGAGAAGCCUUUAUCACCCUCCCUUUUCUGAAUUUGUGCCAACACAGUGAGCCUUACUAGGUUCAACCUACGGCCUUCCAUCCAGAGUCAUAAAGUACAGUAUGUUUACACA
Carassius carassius (crucian carp) is the source of this 2869-nucleotide messenger RNA. RefSeq names its product low-density lipoprotein receptor-related protein 3-like. Gene Ontology annotation, cellular component: plasma membrane. The coding region runs from base 256 to 2760 and encodes 834 amino acids. Lineage: Eukaryota; Metazoa; Chordata; Actinopteri; Cypriniformes; Cyprinidae. Gene Ontology annotation, molecular function: protein binding. The transcript is spliced from 8 exons. The record is from RefSeq and is a predicted model, not a curated record.